AGCUGGAGCGGACCGGAAGGUUUCCGGAAUGUGGCGCGGCCUUUGUUUCCGGCUGCAGGAGCUCCAGGUCUCAUCUUCACUUUUCUGUGUCCUCUGCUCCUAGAGUCCCAUCCUCUGUGGCUCUGCGACCUGAAGGUAUUGGGAGUUCCACAGCUAUGACGCCGGGACCCCCUGGAGCCCUAGAAAUGGAGACACUGACAUUUAGGGAUGUGGCCAUAGAAUUCUCUCUGGAGGAGUGGCAGUGCCUGAACCCUGCUCAGCAGGAUUUGUAUAGAAAUGUGAUGUUAGAGAACUACAGAAACCUGGUCUUCUUGGCAGGUAUUACUGUCUGUAAGGAAAACCCAAUCACCUGUCUGGUGCAAGGAAAAGAGCCCUGUAAUGUGAAGAGACAUGAGAUGGUGGCCAGACCCAAUGCUAUGUGUUCUUAUUUUCCAAAAUACCUUUGGUCAGAGCAAGACAUAAAAGAUUCUUUUCAAGAAGUGAUACUGAGAAGGUACAGAAAAUGUGGACCUGAGAAUUUACAGUUAAGAAAAGGCUGUGAAAGUGUGGUGGAUGAAUGUAAGGUGCACAAAGAAGGUUAUAAUGAACUCAACCAGUGUUUCACAACUACCCAGAGCAAAGUAUUUCAAUGUGAUCAGUAUGCGAAAGUCUUUCAUAAAUUUUUAAAUUCAAAUAGAGAUAAUAUAAGACAGACUAGAAAGAAACCUUUCAAAUGUGAAAAAUGUGACAAAUCGUUUUGCAUGCUUUUACACCUAAGUCAACAUCAAAGAGUUCAUACUGGGGAGAAUUUGUACCAAUGUGAAGAACGUGGCAAAGCCUCCAAGUGGUUCUCAACCUUUACUAGAGACAAGAGAAUUCAUAUUGAAGAGAAACCCUUCAAAUGCAAAGAAUGUGGCAAAGCUUUUAAAUUUUCCACAACCUUUAUUGCACAUAAAAGAAUUCAAACUGGAGAGAAACCCUACAAAUGUGAAGAAUGUGGCAAAGCCUUUAAUGAGCCUUCAAACCUUACUACACAUAAGAUGAUUCAUACUGGAGAGAAACCUUACAAAUGUGAAGAAUGUGGCAAGGGCUUUAACUGGUCCUCAAACCGUACUAAACAUAAGAAAAUCCGCAUGGGAGAGAAACCCUACAAAUGUGAAGACUGUGGCAAAGCUUUUAAUCAGUCCUCAAUCCUUAGUAAACAUAAGAAAAUGCACACUCAAGGGAAACCCUACAAAUGUGAAGACUGUGGCAAAGCUUUUAAUCGGUCCUCAUUCCUUACUACACAUAAGAGAAUUCACACUGGAGAGAAACCCUACAAAUGUGAAGACUGUGGCAAAGCUUUUAAUCGGUCCUCAUUCCUUACUACACAUAAGAGAAUUCACACUGGAGAGAAACCCUACAAAUGUGAAGACUGUGGCAAAGCUUUUAAUCGGUCCUCAUUCCUUACUACACAUAAGAGAAUUCACACUGGAGAGAAACCCUACAAAUGUGAAGACUGUGGCAAAGCUUUUAAUCGGUCCUCAUUCCUUACUACACAUAAGAGAAUUCACACUGGAGAGAAACCCUACAAAUGUGAAGACUGUGGCAAAGCUUUUAAUCGGUCCUCAUUCCUUACUACACAUAAGAGAAUUCACACUGGAGAGAAACCCUACAAAUGUGAAGACUGUGGCAAAGGUUUUAAUUGGUCCUCAAACCUUAGUAAACAUAAGAUAAUUCAUACUGGAGAGAAACCCUACAAAUGUGAAGAAUGUGGCAAAGCUUUUAAUCGGUCCUCAACCCUUACUAAACAUAAGAUAAUUCAUACUGGAGAGAAACCUUACAAAUGUGAAGAAUGUGGUAAAGCCUUUAACCAAUCCUCAGCUCUUACUAAACAUAGGAAAAUUCAUACUGGAGAGAAACCUUACAACUAUGAAGAAUGUGGCAAUGCUUUUAAUCCUUGAACCUUAUUAAACAAAUAAUUUAUGUUGUAGAGAAACUCUACGAAUGUGAAGAAUGUGGCAAAGCUUUUAACCAUUUCUCAAGUCUUACUAAGUAGUACAUUUAUACUGUACAGAAAUCCUACUAGUGUGAAAAACAUGGUAAAGCCUUUAGUAAGCCCUCAAUUCUUUUUUUUUUUUUUUGAGAUGGAGUUUUGCUCGUUACCCAGGCUGGAGAGCAAUGGCGCGAUCUUGGCUCACUGUGAUCACUGCCUCCCGGGUUGAGGCAAUUCUCCUGCCUCAGCCUCCUGAGUAGCUGGGAUUACAGGCGCACACCACCAUGCCCAGCUAAUUUUGGUAUUUUCAGUAGAGACGGGGUUUCACCAUGUUGGCCAAGAUGGUCUUGAUCUCUUGACCUGGUGAUCUACGUGCCUCGGCCUCCCAAAGUGCUAGGAUUACAGGCAUGAGCCACUGCACCCGGCCAGUCCUCAAUUCUUAACAGACACAAAAUAAUUUAUACUGGAGAGAAACUGUACAAACCAGAAAUACUUGACAAUGCUUUUGACAACAUCUCAAACUUUUCUAACCUAAGAGAAAUUAUCGUAGGGAGAAAUCCUAGAAAUCUGAAGAAUGAGACAAGGCCUUUAAA
This is a messenger RNA of Callithrix jacchus (white-tufted-ear marmoset), 2547 nucleotides long. RefSeq lists its product as uncharacterized. Lineage: Eukaryota; Metazoa; Chordata; Mammalia; Primates; Cebidae. Gene Ontology annotation, molecular function: DNA-binding transcription factor activity; RNA polymerase II cis-regulatory region sequence-specific DNA binding. Gene Ontology annotation, biological process: regulation of transcription by RNA polymerase II. The record is from RefSeq and is a predicted model, not a curated record.